UUUUUUCAAAGCUCUUUUGGGUGUUCAAUGCCAUGCAUUGCACAGCCACCAUUGUGACGCUGUUAUAACUUAAUAGCAAACAGAAUGGCUAUAUUUAUCGCCUAAACCUUCCUCACUUCAUCAUCUCUUUAUCAUCAGCUAUUAAAUAAAGGAUUACUUUCUUCUCUCUCUAGAUCUCUCUCAGACCCAAUAGCUAGGCAAAAAGAAACACCAUGGUUUCUGUGUCUUGUUCUUUGCUCUAUUGUCUGCCUUUUCUCUACCUUAUAUUUCCCCUGGUCUCUUCCAUUACCAUUCCAUUAUCACAUUCAUACACAAAGCAAAACCCAUCUCAAGAUCCAUUCCAAAAGCUGAACCACCUAGUCUCCGCCUCUCUAACCAGAGCCCACUACCUCAAAAACCCCCAAACCGCCCCUACUACAACUUCAACUCCAGUGUUUUCGCACCACUAUGGAGCCUACUCCAUUUCUCUUUGCUUUGGCACUCCACCUCAAACUCUCCCUUUUAUCAUGGACACAGGCAGCGACUUUGUCUGGUUCCCGUGCACCGUCAACUAUCACUGCAAGAACUGCUCUUUCGCCUCAUCCGCCUCAAGAAUCUCACCUUUUAUCCCCAAACGUUCCUCAUCGUCCAAGAUUAUUGGCUGCAACAACCCCAAAUGCUCUUGGAUUCACCAAACGGAUUUACAGUGUCCAGAAUGUGAAAACAGCCCCAUUUCCCGAAACUGCUCCCAGAUCUGCCCCCCUUAUCUUAUCCUCUACGGUUCAGGCACCACUGGAGGCAUUGCACUCUCAGAGACUCUCCAUCUUCAUGGCCUAACAGUGCCAAACUUUUUGGUUGGAUGUUCCGUUUUCUCUUCCCGCCAACCAGCGGGAAUAGCCGGUUUUGGCCGCGGCCCUUCAUCUUUACCCAGCCAAAUUGGCCUCAGUAAAUUCUCGUACUGCUUACUUUCUCAUAAAUUCGAUGAUUCCGCCGAAAGCAGCUCUCUUGUUCUUGAUUCCGAGUUUGAUUCUGAUAAGAAAACCACCGCAUUAGUAUACACACCGCUACUUAAAAACCCGAAAGUCGAAGAGAAGCCCGCAUUUUCAGUUUACUACUACGUUGGUCUCCGUAGAAUAAUCGUCGGCGGCCGUCGCGUGAAGAUUCCGUACAAGUACCUCUCGCCUGGAAACGAUGGCAAUGGUGGGACCAUCAUCGACUCAGGGACUACAUUCACGUUCAUGUCACAUGAGGGCUAUGAGGCGCUAAGCAAUGAAUUCAUUUCACAGAUGAAGAAUUAUGAGAGAGCUGAAACGGUUGAGGAUUUGAGUGGGCUAAAGCCUUGUUUUAACGUUUCUGGGGUUAUGAAGGUGGAGUUUCCUGAACUGAAGCUUCAUUUUAAGGGUGGCACUGAGGUGUUACUACCAGUGGAGAAUUACUUUGCCUUGGUUGGGGACAGGGAAGUGGCAUGCUUGACGGUGGUGACCGAUGUGGUGGAGGGAGCAGAGGCAGCAAAAGGGCCAGGGAUAAUUUUGGGGAAUUUUCUGAUGCAGAAUUUUCUUGUAGAGUAUGAUUUGAGGAAUGAGAGGUUGGGGUUUAGGAGAGAGUCUUGCAAGUGAUUGAAUUUAGAACGCCCAAUAAAAAAUUUGGCAAAUGGUUUUCUUUCGUGCAAGUGAUCAAGUUAUUAUUAGGAGAAAGAUACUUUGUGUUGAUAUAUCUUGCUCAAUGAGGAUUGGAAUUCAAGAUUUUAUAAA
Molecule: messenger RNA, 1730 nt
Organism: Hevea brasiliensis (rubber tree)
Lineage: Eukaryota; Viridiplantae; Streptophyta; Magnoliopsida; Malpighiales; Euphorbiaceae
Product: probable aspartyl protease At4g16563
Exons: 1
Coding region: 213-1595 (460 amino acids)
Biological process (GO): proteolysis
Cellular component (GO): extracellular region
Molecular function (GO): aspartic-type endopeptidase activity
Source: RefSeq, a predicted model, not a curated record